GGAGCGUUGCUAUGGACACGCUCUAAUGAGCGUCUGUUGUGUAAACGUUCUUCUGGUAUGGCGGGCAGAACGGCGGGCGCCCAUUGUUGCUGUGCUGUUGCAGGGCGCUGCACCUAGACGUAAACACGAGGGACGGGGCGGGAGCCGCAGCUCCAGGCGCCUCCCCAGUGUGUGUUGGUGGCCGUAACCCAGUAACAGAGUGUCCCUGCAGCCAGAGCUAGGAGGUCUGCCCGGUACAUUGUGAGAAGAGCUGCUCUUCAGGAAAUGGCAACAGUGCGAAGACCUGGCCUGGGUGCUGCCCAACGCAAGAAAACUGGCGCAAAGCCCGAAUUAACGGAAGAACAAAAGCAAGAAAUCCGUGAAGCCUUUGACUUGUUUGAUACAGAUGGAACUGGCACAAUUGAUGUCAAGGAACUGAAGGUUGCUAUGCGUGCCUUGGGUUUUGAGCCAAAGAAGGAAGAAAUGAAGAAAAUGAUCUCUGACAUUGAUAAAGAUGGCUCUGGCACUAUUGACUUUGAAGAUUUCUUAGCUCUAAUGACACAGAAAAUGAGUGAGAAGGACUCUAAAGAGGAAAUCAUGAAGGCUUUUCGACUGUUUGAUGAUGACGGCACAGGAAAAAUUUCCUUCAAAAACUUGAAGAGGGUUGCCAAGGAGUUGGGAGAGAACCUUACUGAUGAGGAAUUGCAGGAAAUGAUUGAUGAAGCAGACCGCGAUGGGGAUGGAGAAAUUAAUGAACAAGAAUUUCUUCGGAUUAUGAGAAAAACCAGCCUUUAUUAGUACAUAACAGGGAAUGCCAA
Nanorana parkeri is the source of this 797-nucleotide messenger RNA. Its product is annotated as caltractin. Gene Ontology annotation, molecular function: calcium ion binding. The transcript has 5 exons. Gene Ontology annotation, biological process: centriole replication; nucleotide-excision repair; mitotic cell cycle. Gene Ontology annotation, cellular component: centriole; centrosome. Lineage: Eukaryota; Metazoa; Chordata; Amphibia; Anura; Dicroglossidae. The coding region runs from base 265 to 777 and encodes 170 amino acids. The record is from RefSeq and is a predicted model, not a curated record.